AUGGCUCGUUCUACCCGCACAUCUACCCUCAAGGCUACUGCUGCUGUUCCAAUUGAAGUGGAACCAACGUCGUCAGGCCGCCAGCGUACGCUGUCUGCAAAGCAACAACAAAUAGUCACGGAAAAAGUCCAGAAGCAAGUUGUAGCCCAGGACAAGGCCUAUACCCAGGCGCUUCGAGCUCAUCAAGCCCAAGAAGAAAUCAUGGGCUUUCAAAAGUUACCGGUUCAUGCGCGUGAUUCAUUGUCAGGCGAUGUUGAUGAAGAGAUGGGCCCUGAAUCCGAAGAUGAAGAUCAUCCUGCCUCAGCGGGAAAUGGAUUCACCGCUGUUACGCUGGCACCAAUCAUCAAAACAUCUGUCCGAAACGGACGUACCCUUGUUCAUCGGGUGGACCAGGAAAAGGAAAAUUUGAAUGCUACACCACUCCAAGUCCACAGCAACGAGGCCAACAAACAGCCACCCAAAUUAAUCAGACGUGUCACUGGUCAGGCUCGGCCUCCUGUGAUGAUUGGGCCUAAUGGAUCAGCACCACCACCUCUUACACCUCAACAGCAACCUUUUCAAGCUGCCGAGUCAGCUCCACAUCGCGGCCCUGGUCCCUACAGCCCCCGCUCCCAAUCCUUUUAUAUGGCUGGUGACGGAACCUACUAUCAGCACUUCGAUGACGUGACCAAGUCCGUCGUUGAAGAAGCCAUUUCUAUCUAUCGCGCUCAGAUUGGAGCUGUCGAACCCUACCCUGAUCGUGUUGAAGAUCGCGAGGCGGCAGUGGCGGCUUGGGUCGAGGCUUGCAAUGGUCGGGGAAUCCGCAUAGAGUUUGAUCAUGACAUAAUGAAAUUGAUCACGGCGCGUGCCUCCCAAGCCCGAGGGCAGCUGAAAACGCUUGCACGCCCUCUCGUCGAGGCUGCCUAUGGGAUCAGUCCCACGAAUGCCAAGCGCGACAACCGCAAUCUUAAUCUGGCUGAUCGCACUGGAUUAUACCGUCAUCCCAUCAUUCAAACGAUUGUCAACAAGAUGUAUUUCAAGCACAAAACAGACGACGGCAUCGUGAACCCAGAGUUCUCGGAGAACGAGGAGCUCUCUUUGGUUACUCUAGCACUGGUCCUCACUGUGAUUGACAAUUGCCUCGACGAGUGGCAAACAGGAGAACAUGUCGAUGUCCAGUUUUCAGCUGCGACCUACAAGAACAAGUUCAUUGCUCACCUCAAACGACUUGAGGACUUCGCUGAGAAGACGAAGGAUGCGAACAUCAUUUCGCGUUUGCGUAAGCAUCUGCUCAAAAUGGCGAAUUUUGGUACAAAUUCUAACAACGUUAGAAAACAUGCCAAGGCUGAUGAUGCACCUCAAGUUAUUCAAGCUGCUAGGGUCACCGAAGAUGAGGUAGAGGCAGCAAAGAAGGAAUGGGAAGGUCUGGUGUUGUCGGAAGAGGAGGAUUGA
This is a messenger RNA of Laccaria bicolor S238N-H82, 1431 nucleotides long. RefSeq lists its product as uncharacterized. The transcript has 9 exons. Bases 1 to 1431 code for a protein of 476 amino acids. Lineage: Eukaryota; Fungi; Basidiomycota; Agaricomycetes; Agaricales; Hydnangiaceae. The record is from RefSeq and is a predicted model, not a curated record.